AAAACAAAAUCGAAAGUUACUGUCUUCAUAUUAUAAAGAAAUAUGCACAUAUUAUAAAGAAAUAUGCAAUAUGAAAGUCAAAAAGAUCAAACUUAUCAUUCAUAUCGAUUUAGUUAUUUUUUCGUCCUAUCCUUCUUAUUUUUGAAAAUCUUGAAAAAGAUUAUUGAAAAAGUUUGAAAAACUGGGAAACCAAUUAUAGAUAGAGCGCAUGAGCAAAAUACUUUAAUUUCCUUCUCAUCUCAUAUUGUUUUUUCCUGGGAAAACUGGAUAUAAUUGGCAACUUACCUUUGGACAAGUAACAAUUUUCAUGCAACAAUCAUGAUGAAUAAUGGAUCAACAGAGAAUGGAAGCAUGGACAUAGAGGGCGAGCUGUUUAGAAAUUAUUUCCAUUGGGUCCAAAAUAGUUCAGAAGAUGGUAUGGCACAGAUAAGUUGUAUAUCUGAACCUGUAACUGUUGUUGUUGUAAUUGGCCAAUAUAGGACAGGAAAGUCUUAUCUGAUGAACAGGUUGGCGAACGUGGCGAACGAAAAGAAAGAGAUUUUGAAAAUGGAUGAGCUGAAAUAUACGGCCAACCUGUUUCGAGAAACAAGAUUAAGGAACAGGGUUGGUAUACAACAAGAGUGCGACCAGUUUGGAAAUCGGAGCAACUUUAUGAUUGAUGACUUCUAUAAAGGGGUACUGAACCGAAGCCUUACAAGAUUUGUGGAGGACCUUGACACAACUACCAUACUGGACUUGCUUUUGGAAAGAGAUUUUUUGACAGAUCGUCAAGUGACAGAUAUUAAAGAGCUGUCUUUGACUUCAACAAGGACAAAAAAAAUAUUAUCUCAAGUUGCCUUAAGGGGUGCAGAGGGAUACAGAAUAUUUAAACAGUUACUGAGAGAGUCGAAGCAAGAACGUUUAGCAGAAUAUUUGGGUCGGCAAGAGUUAGAUUUAAAGAUAAAUUUGAUGACUGAGAAUGAAGAUAAAAGGAAGCAAGUUAGGUUGCAAACUGCUGCUGCAAAUAUAAAGGCUAAUACAGAUGGCUGUAAGCAGACAUAUUUGAUACCAUAUACGCC
Ruditapes philippinarum (Manila clam) is the source of this 1058-nucleotide messenger RNA. RefSeq lists its product as uncharacterized. Gene Ontology annotation, molecular function: GTPase activity; GTP binding. The record is from RefSeq and is a predicted model, not a curated record. Lineage: Eukaryota; Metazoa; Mollusca; Bivalvia; Venerida; Veneridae. Gene Ontology annotation, biological process: regulation of apoptotic process.